Messenger RNA from Impatiens glandulifera, 964 nucleotides. RefSeq lists its product as uncharacterized. The transcript is spliced from 8 exons. The record is from RefSeq and is a predicted model, not a curated record. NCBI's taxonomy places the organism in Eukaryota, Viridiplantae, Streptophyta, Magnoliopsida, Ericales, Balsaminaceae. The coding region runs from base 40 to 642 and encodes 200 amino acids.
AAAGUGCGAGCUCCAAUUUGACAGUAGUCUAAUUUUACGAUGGCUUAUGCUCUUAACAGAAGCUUGUGCUCUGGAAGAUGCCCUCAGCUCCCUAAUCCGAUUCCUAUUCUUCAGAGACCUUUCCGGAUCUCCAUUGCCUCUAUUUCUACCUGUCCGAGAGCUACCCACCUCAAGCAUCUCACCAGAGCAUCAUCUGAAGAAAUAAUGGAGGAUUCAAAGUUUGUUCCUUUGAAUGCAGAGGAUCCUAAAUUUGGUCCACCGGCUUUACUCUUGGUUGGUUUUAAAGCAAGUGAAGCAACAUCGAUACAACAGUUUCUAAAGGAUUUGGAUGGUGAAUUCCUAGAGGUCAUAUUUUGUACUGAAGACAUGAUUAAUCGCUCUCUUUGGGAUGCAAUGAAUACCAAACAACCCAAUUUGGAAUCUCUGAAGAUUGCUAAACUAUUGCCACGGAUUUGCUUCUUAUCUGGUCUUACCGGGGAGGAGAUGAUGAUGUUCAUUGAAGCAUUUGAAGAAACAAGGCUAGAACCUGCUGUCUUUGCAGCUCUUGUUCCUAACAGUGCAGACAAAGCAGUAGAAGAAUUGAUAGAAGAGAUAAUGGGAGACCACAAAAUGGUGUUGGGCUCAACAGAAAACAACAAUUAGAAAUGACAUUUCCUAAACUUUGUUCAAAGCUUCAUCAUGUCAACCGUGUCAUCUAUAGAAAGAAUUAUCAGUCUGGGUAAGAUGCAGAAAUGAAGCGUGGCUCAUACAAAUCUAUUUAGGUAUGAAAGCCUGAGCAUCCCAUAAAUGGUUAAAAGGUUUUACUUUUCAUUUCAAAAUACUAUCACACUGAAGUAACACAUGAAGAGAGUGAAUAGCAGCAGGCAAGGAAAAUACCUUAUUACCUGUUAUGAAAAAUGAAAUGGAAUCCUUUUAUGUAAUAAUUAAUGCAGUGAUCUCAAAGAUUUUUCGGCUUUAUUUUUAU